CUCCGAGCGCGCGUGCCAGCUCACCUGAAACACACGGAGAGGUUAGAAAACAGAGCACGAGACAGUGUGAAAUGAUGUGGUAUUAGAAUGUUACGGCUGGUUCCUCAGCAACAGAACCUCAAUCAGAAAUACAGAGACAGUGCGUAAAAAAACUUCAUAUCCUGUGAGAAGCAGAACAGAACCCUGAGCGUGCUGGAGAACCCUGAGCGUGCUGGAGAACCCUGGUCACAUGCAGAAACACAGAGCUGAACUUCUCUCCUCUCGCUCGCGCUGGGUUUAUCCAAUCAGGACUGCUGAUACACGGAUAUGCAAAUGAGAAGAAGAUUAGUCCGGGGUUUAGGAAUGUAGAGAGUGAAACUCCAGAUGAUGAAGGGCCAGGAUUCAGUGGUAACCCGGAAAACCUCUAACUACACAACCCCAGGAUGCCCGUUACUUGGAGCUGACCGCCACACAGGCCAGAGGGGGUGAAGGAGACCGGACGAAGUGUUGCUGAUGGGUGGUCAGGUGGUCACAAAUUCUCUCGGUCAGCAGCUGAAUGUGUGGAUGAAAAUUUGAGAUUGUGCUUGAUGUUGGAAUGAUGAAGAAGAUCAGCUCAAUGUUCUCCUCUCUCCAGGACAAACUGCACAGAGACAAAGGUGAAAAGAAGGCCCCUGCUGCAGAUGCUCCACCCCCUUUUGCGUGCACACUUGGGCGGCCGCCGUUUUUCGAGUACCUGGUGGUGGUGAGUGUGAGGAAGAGGAGCAGUAGGGAUGAAGGCUACGAGCCACAGAUCAUAUAUCAGUUCCCCAAAGCCACCAGCCAAUCACAGCGCGAGGAGGAGGAGCUCUGCCUCAAGGCCAUCAAACUCUUCUGCUUCCCUGAGGGGGUCAACUGGGCCCCGCUAACCGAGUACCGCAGUGAGACGUUCUCAUUCGUCCUGACUGAGGUGGAUGGUAGCAGGAGGAACGGUUAUUGCAGGAGACUGUUGCCGGUAGGUAAAGGAGCACGCCCCCCAGAGGCCUACUGCAUCAUCAGCACCCUCGCCUGCUUCAGUCUCUUCUCGAAGAUCUUUGAUGAGGUGGAGAAGAGGCGUCAGAUCUCCAUGGCGAUGAUUUAUCCAUUCAUGCAGAGUCUCAGAGAAACAGCGUUUCCUGCUCCAGGACAAACUGUCACAAUCAAGAGCUUCAUCCCUGAGUCUGGGACAGAGCUCAUCAGUCUGACUCGGCCGGUGGACUCAUGGCUGGAACACGUGGAAUUCUGCUCGUUGUUUCGGUGUUUAUCAGAUGAAGAGAUUCUGCAGGUCUUUGCUGCCACUGUGCUGGAACGACGAAUCAUCUUCAUCGCUGAGGAGCUCAGCACUCUCUCUCAGGUGUUACAUGCCAUUGCUGCUCUGCUCUUCCCCUUCACCUGGCAGCACACCUUCAUCUCCAUUGUUCCUAAAGUUCUCCUGGAUGUGUAUUUGGCUCCAACACCCUACCUCCUUGGCAUCCAGAGGAACCUGCUGAACCGUCUCAUUGAGCACACUGAUCUGCUUAUCGUUGACCUGACCAGACAAUCAGAGAGCAAGUUCAUCACCAGAAUCGGAGACGAGGACACGCUGAUCCCCAGCAGGCUGCAGGAGGAGCUGCUACAGGAUCUCUGCAAACGCAAACACAACGCUACUACAGAGGAGAUGAACAGCGUGGUGUCUGAAGCCUUCAUCAGCUUUUUCGUUAAAACUGUUGGACAUUUUGUGGAUCAUUUGAAGCGGCAUGGAGGAAACAAGCAGUCCAGAACAUUCCAGAAAAAGAGCUUCCUCAAAGCAGUGGAGCCCAAAGAGAACCGGAACUUCGUCAGACAAUUCGUUCAGACGCAGAUGUUCGACUUGUUCAUCCAGGAGGAGGAGAAACACCACAACCACGAAGGAUUUUUUCAUAAGAAAAUUGUGGAGUUUCGGCAGAGAAGGAAGGAGCAACUGAGGAAUGGGGGAGUGAAGGGGCUUGUUAUAUGAAACAGAGUGAGAGUGUGUAUGAGAGUGUGUGUGAGAGAGAGAGACACGGACAGAGUGUGUGCAUGUAUGAGAGAGACAGACUGUGUGUGUGUGUGUGAGAGAGAGAGAGAGAGAGAGAGAGAGAGAGAGAGAGACAGUGUGUGUGUGUGAGAGAGAGAGAGAGAGACAGACAGACUGUGUGUGUGUGUGAGAGAGACACGGACAGAGUGUGUGCAUGUAUGAGAGAGACAGACUGUGUGUGUGUGUGUGAGAGAGAGAGAGAGAGAGAGAGACAGUGUGUGUGUGUGUGAGAGAGAGAGAGAGAGAGAGAGAGAGAGAGACAGUGUGUGUGUGUGUGAGAGAGAGAGAGACAGACAGACUCUGUGUGAGAGAGAGAGAGACAGACAGACUGUGUGUGUGUGUGAGAGAGACAGACAGUGUGUGUGUGUGUGAGAGAGACAGACUGUGUGUGUGAGAGAGACAGACUGUGUGUGUGUGUGAG
Hemibagrus wyckioides is the source of this 2450-nucleotide messenger RNA. RefSeq names its product DENN/MADD domain containing 2Db (gene dennd2db). The transcript is spliced from 13 exons. The record is from RefSeq and is a predicted model, not a curated record. NCBI's taxonomy places the organism in Eukaryota, Metazoa, Chordata, Actinopteri, Siluriformes, Bagridae. The coding region runs from base 575 to 1969 and encodes 464 amino acids. Gene Ontology annotation, cellular component: cytosol; nucleoplasm.